UGUCUUCCCCAGGUGUCUGCAACGGACCCAGACUGCGGGGUCAACGCUAUGGUCAAUUACACUAUAGGUGACGGCUUCAAGCGCUUCAAGGAGUUUGAGAUUAGACCUGUGACGGGAGAUAUAUGUAUCUCUGGCCAGCUGGACCACGAGACCAGAGCUGUCUACGAAUUUCCCGUCGUUGCUACAGACAGAGGGGGGUUGAGUACUACGGCCGCUGUCAAAAUACAGUUGCUGGAUGUGAACGACAACCGCCCCACCUUCUAUCCUCAGCAGUACAACGUGUCGCUGCGGGAGCAACACAAGUCGUCCAGCUCCCCGGUCGUCGUGGUCGUCGCCACGGACAAGGAUGCUGGUAUCUACGGACAGGUGAGUUUUGUUAACUACAUGCCACUUAAGCAGGUGAUUAUGGGUUCGUGGGUGUGGUAUGACGCUGGUAUCUUCCGCAUCAACGGUAGAUCUGGUGAAUCUUUUGUCAACGAGCGUCUCUCAAGGCCCACCCGAUGUACCAUCAAUGUCUCAGCUCGUGACGGAGCGGGUCUCAGGUCUGUGGUGGACGCCGAGGUAGCCAUCUCUGUCAUUGACACCAACCAGGAGCCGCCUAUCUUCGAGAAGCCCCGCUACACUUUCGGCGCCAACGAGAGCGUUCCUCAAGGCUCCGUCGUCGGCACCGUCACUGCCACCUCCAGCGGUAGAGGUGGAGGCGAGGUGAGGUACAACAUAUACUCUGGUGACCCCAACGGCUACUUCAGCAUCGACAGUUUGAGUGGUAUGUUGAGUACAGCGUCUCUCCUCGACCACGAGUCUCACCCCUUCGUCUUGCUCAACGUUCUGGCAACCGCUGGGAACCCUCCCACCUAUGGUCACACUCAGGUCAACAUCAGUAUUUACGACGUAAACGACAACGCGCCUGAGUUCGACGUACACUCCGUGAAGAUCUCGGUGCGUGAGAACGCCGUGCUCAACGAAGCCAUCUACGCGGCACAUGCCACAGACCACGACUCCGGUGACAACGGCAUCGUUACUUACAGCCUCAUCCAGAACCCCGGGGGAAUGUUUCUCAUAGACGAGAAUCAAGGUAUCCUGAUGCUGGCGGAGGAGCUGGAUUAUGAAAACGUACAGAAGUACACACUUGUGAUCGGGGCGCAGGACAAGGGCGUACCCCUCCUUUCCUCCAACCUGACGGUGAAUCUUGAGGUGCAGGACGUGAAUGACAACCCUCCUGUCUUUGACAAGACCUCCUACGUAGUGAGUGUCCUGGAGUCGAUGCCAGCCAACUCACAGUUCCUGCAGGUAACAGCUCUCGACCUCGACACUGGAAACAAUGCCAGACUCACCUACACCAUCCGCGAGAAGGAGUUCGAGAAUGUCUUCGGCAUCUUUCCAAAUUCUGGCUCUCUCUACCUGAAGGAGGUGUUGGAUCGCGAGACACGGGACCGGUACGUGCUGACGGUGGUGGCCACGGACAACGGCACGCCGGUCUCUACCGCCUCAACCACCGUCACCAUCAAUGUCCUGGACGCCAACGACAACACCCCAGCCUUCUCCAGACAGAUCUACGAGUUCACGGUGGAAGAGAACCUAGACACAGGUGCCGUGGUGGGCAGCGUGACGGCAGAAGACAGAGACCUGGGCAACAACGCCUCCCUCAGGUUCUCCCUCUCACCUGCAGACGGCUCCUUCCAGAUUAACCCAGUCACAGGAGAGAUCGUGACGCGGGUUGCCCUGGACCGGGAAUUGAAGGCUGUGUACGAGGUGACGGCUGAAGUGCACGACGAGGGACGUCCACCACGGCACACCCGAGCCACUGUCAGGGUCCUCGUGACGGACGUCAACGACAACUCCCCGACCUUCAUUGAGCCCCGGGAACCCUCGGUCAGCGUGAGGGAGGAGCAGCCCGCUGGCACCGAGGUCCUGCAGGUACGGGCGACGGACCGUGACGAAGGCAACAACGCCUCCAUCACAUACUCCUUCAUCAGUAGCGAGGACAACGAUGACGACGCCGCCUUCAACAUCAACCCUGCCACUGGAGUCAUCACCACCACCAAGGUUCUGGACCACGAGGCCAAGCAGGUGUAUCGGGUGACGGUGCUGGCCAGCGACCAGGGCAACCCACCUAAGAACGUUACCAAGGUCAUACAAAUUGAGGUGUUGGAUAUGAACGAUAAUCGGCCCACCUUCCCCGCCUCCUCGAUGGUGUUUAAGGUGAAGGAGGGGGUGAGGGUGGGCGAAGAAGUAGGUUCGGUGAUCGCAGUGGACAGAGACGGCGGCGAGAAUGGCCGAGUUACCUACACUAUUCUCACAGGAAACACUUAUGGUACCUUUGACAUCAACAAGACAACAGGACAGAUGUUCACGGCCAAGCAAGUGGACUACGAGAUGGCUACUGAGUACAUGCUACAGGUGAAGGCCGUGGACUCCUCAGCUACCAACCCUCAAAGUUCUAUCAUCAAUGUGAAGAUAGAAGUCCAGGAUAAGAACGAUCAGUCUCCCAUCUUCAAGGAUGAUCCCAUCAUCUUUUCUAUCAGCGAGAACACCGCCAUUGGCACGCCUGUGUGGAACUUCACGGCCACCGACCUGGACUCGGGUGACAACGGUUACGUGCAGUACUCGCUGACGCAACAGAGGCCUAAGAAAGUGUUCAAGCUCGACUCAACCACUGGGAUGCUGACGCUGAUGGCACCGCUGGACUACGAGGAACACCGUGAAUACACACUAGUGGUUACUGCUGCCGACCAGCCCCGGGAUGAGAGCCACCGUCGCCAGGCCUCCGUCACAGCUCGCAUCAUCAUUGAGGACUACAACGAUAACUCGCCGAAGUUUGUGUCUCGGGGACGUGUGGAUAUAAUGGAAGACGAACCCCGGGGCUACCCCGUCCUGCAUGUCAUCGCCACAGACGAGGACUCCCGUGACAAUGGCCGCGUCACCUACAUUGUCAGCUCUGGCAACGAAGAUGGAAGCUUCGCUCUGGACUAUGAAACCGGGGUAUUAAGCAUAGUGAAGACUCUGGAUCGUGAGCGUGCCACUCAGUACCGCCUCAAUGUGACUGCCAGCGAUCAUGGUCAACCACCUCGCUCCGCCACACAAGUCAUAGAAGUUUUCAUUGAAGACGUUAACGAUAAUCCUCCCAAGUUCAGUCAGGAAAUGUAUCGCGCCAACGUGUCUGAGGGCGCCCCACCUGGAACCUCCGUCAUCCGUGUGACAGCAGCAGACCGCGACUAUGGCACUAAUAGCAACUUGACCUAUAUUAUUCCAGCAGGGAUCGGUGACAACAAAUUUCGCAUCAACCCAACCACUGGAGCCAUCCACACCAUGGCCACACUGGACCGCGAAGAGAAGGAUCAAUACACGUUGACUGUGUAUGUACGUGACGGGUCCUUUCCUGCUCAGUACGACACCGCCUCGGUCUUGGUAACUCUCACUGAUGUUAAUGAUCACGCGCCAGAGUUCCGAGACUCCUGCUACCCCUUACGAGUGCCUGAGAACACUGAUCUCUCCGUCAUUCACACAGUGCUAGCCACUGACAGGGAUGCUGGCCUCAAUGGCAAAGUUAGAUACUCCAUAACAGAAGGUAACAUCAACAACAAAUUCAGCAUCGGCUCAUACUCGGGGCAACUCUCCUCUCGACCGCUGGAUCGAGAAGCACAUGCCAAGUACUUCCUGGUGAUUACGGCAGAGGAUCGGGCAUCAUCAGCACUACGGGGCAUUUGCAACAUUACCAUCACUGUUGAGGACCAAAAUGACAACGACCCCAAGUUCUCUCAGAACCGGUACACAGCCACACUACAAGAGGACGCCCUGCCAGACACGACAGUGCUGACGGUGAGAGCUGUCGACGAAGACCAUGGCGAGAAUGCCCGUAUUACCUACUCUCUCAGCAACGAGACACAGUGGCUCUUCAAGAUAGACAACGAAACUGGCGUCAUCACUACCGCUGGGUACUUUGAUCGGGAAAAACAAAAUAUGUAUACUUUUGAGGUCCGAGCAACAGACGGCGGCCGCUACGACUCCCGCUCAGAGAAGGCACAAGUGCAGAUUACCAUCAGCGACGUGAACGACAACAAACCAGUGUUCACCCAGUACCCUUUCACCGUGGAUGUGCCUGUGUACUCCCAGCCUGGGCACCAGCUGUUACAGGUGUCUGCCACGGACAAGGACGAUGGUGUCAACGCAGAUAUUGUCUUCAGUCUGGUGGAUGAACCAGUAAACAACAAGUUUCGAAUCAACCCCGAGACAGGGAUCGUGACGGCGACGAGCCAGCUGGGACUGGAGAGUGGCCGCAUCUUCCAUCUAGAGGUGGUGGCGCAGGACCGAGGCCGUCCUCCACAGUCUUCCACAGGCUUAGUGGAGAUACGAGUGGGUGACGCCACCUCCACUACCACACUCCAGUUUCCCAAUGCCACAUACUCCGCUGAGCUGGGCGAAAAUGCUCCUGCUGGCUCCGAUGUAGUGCAAGUGGCUGCCUUCCGUUCUGACGGCCGCAAGCAGAGGAUAGCCUACAGCUUCGGCUCUGGCAACGAGGAAAACAUCUUUGAAAUCAAUAGCAACAAUGGCUUGAUCCGCGUGCGGGACCCCCGCCGCCUGGACUACGAGACCAUACCGCAGAUGCGGCUCAUCAUCGUGGCACAGGCAGAGGGCGACACACCCCUCUAUGCCUACACCAGCGUCUUUAUCACCCUCAUCGACAUGAACGACAAUGCCCCUCGCUUCACCCAGGACCGCUACGUAUCGUCGGUGUGGGAGGGCUACAACAAGGGCGCCUACGUGAUGCAGGUCUCCGCUACCGACGACGACACGGGAGUCAACGCCAACAUUGUCUAUCACAUCGUCGACGGCAACCACGACAACGCCUUCGUAAUAGAUCCACCCUUCUCCGGGAUUGUCAAGACCAACAUUGUGCUUGACCGAGAGAUACGUGACGCCUACAAGUUGACUAUCAUCGCUACUGACGAAGGUGUUCCCCAGCUGACCGGUACCUGCACUCUCAGGAUCAAUAUUGUUGAUGCUAACGACAACCAACCCACCUUCCCUCCACACUCUAUUGUGCAGGUCUCUGAAGGAGCUGAGGUUGGCACAGUAAUCACCACCAUCACUGCCAAUGAUGUCGACACAAACCCAGCCAUCACCUACAACUUCGCCGCUGACGGCAACCCAUACAACAUGUUCAGCAUUGACAAGUUCAGCGGCAAGAUCACCCUGGCUGUGCCGCUGGAUCACGAAACCCUGGACCAGUACAUGGUACAGGUGGAGGCGUCAGACACGGCUCACGUGGCCACCACCUCCAUCACGGUGCAGGUGGUAGACGAGAACGACAACAGUCCCAUCUUCACCCAGCAGGCCUACCAGGUGGCCCUCCCGGAGCUCUCCGUCCCUGGCACCUCUGUCAUAAGGGUGAACGCGACGGACGCCGACGCAGGUGCCAACGCCAGGGUGACGUACAGUCUGGGCACGUCGUCUGACAGCGGGUUCUACAUCAGUGAGAGGACAGGCGUCAUCUACACCAACUCGUCCGUCCACUACAACCCCCGUCACCCCGUCAUCCAGCUGGUGGUGACAGCCAGGGACGGAGGGAGACCUUCCCUCGCCGCCGUCGCCGCUGUCAGGAUUCAGGUCACGGAUGUCAAUGACAAUGCCCCCAAGUUCUCACGGGAAGUUUACACAGCCCACGUGAGCGAGGAUGCAUCUCGUGGCCAUCCUGUUACCCGUGUCUCUGCCUCUGACAUGGACGAGUCUCGUCACAACCGCAACAUUGACUACCGACUGGUGGGUGGCAAUGAACUCGGUGCCUUCCAGAUUACUAGCAGCACCGGGGAGAUCCUGCUGGUGAAGCCCCUGGAUCGCGAAGAUGUGGCCGAGUUCCACCUGAUAGCUCUAGCCACUGACAGAGGCCGCCCAUCCAGGAAUGCCACAGCUGAAGUAAUCAUUACGGUCGAUGACGUCAAUGACCACUCUCCCUCCUUCAACCAAAGCGAAUACGCUCUUACUGUCAGUGAGUCACUGAGUCUUGGUGCCUCAGUGCUCCAGGUGCUAGCAUCUGAUAAUGAUACUGGCGACAACGCUCGCAUCAACUAUGACAUUACAUCUGGUAACGAUCAUCAAGUGUUUGCUUUGGAUUCUGAGACUGGCGUGAUCACACUGCGCGAAGCUCUUGACUAUGACACUGUGGCUGAGUAUCGUUUCAUCGUCAGAGCUACUGACAGCAGCCGUCAUCAUCCUCUGUCAGCCCUGGCCACUGUGCACAUCACUCUGGAAGAUGAAAACGACAACGCUCCACAGUUUCCCGUCGACAAGUACUUGGAGUUUGUGGCUGAGAAUUCUCCCGUUGGUACCUCAGUGUUCACUGCCCAUGCCAACGAUGCUGACAGGGGACAGUAUGGUUCACUCAAUUAUUCCAUUCCUGGAGGAAAGGACAUGGAUAAGUUUAGCGUGGACUACAAAACAGGUGUUGUUGUCACCAAAGCAGUGUUUGACUACGAGGCCAAACAAGCAUAUUCCUUUUUACUCCGUGCUAUUGAUGCAGGAGGUAAGUCUUCAGUGGUCACAGUACAGGUCAAUGUGGACAGCCAAGAUGAGUUUGCACCAGAAUUCUUGGAACGUAAUUACUACUUUGCUAUAGCGGCCAACAUGGAGGUUGGGAUGGUAGUGGGUCGUGUGGAAGCCACUGACAAAGACGAGGGUCCUGACGGCCGAGUCUUUUACUCACUCCGUACAUCGUCCAAUACAUUUAAGAUUAACCGAACAUCUGGAGAGAUCACAGUGCGACGUGCUGGUGUCCGGGAGGAAGGGUUGACACGUCUAGAAGUGGUUGCCACAUCAGGGUUGGUGGGGUCUCUCCGUGCUGUUGCUGUGGCUGAGGUGAGUGUUGGGGGUAGGAAUGGCACCUGGAACAAUACGACGCCCUCACCCACGGGUGGUCAAGACUCUGGAGGUCUCGCUACCUGGGCCAUCGGUCUGCUCAUUGCACUCAUAUUCUUGGUGCUAAUAUUUGGUGGGGCAUUUUUGUUUCUUUACCGACGGAACCUCCGAGCUCGGAAACCAGCGAUGGCUGACCAAUUUGAUACGUCAUUUGACACAAUUGAUAUUCGGCCUCCUCCCACUGCACCAGCAGACUUGUCUCAAUAUCCACCACGUUAUAAUGACCUACCUCACUAUGAUCAUCAUGGAGAGCGUAGCCAUCAUCACGGCAACACCACUUCAGAAAUGAGUGAGCAAAGCCAGAGUGCCAGCAGUGGACGGGGAAGUGCUGACGACAACGAGGAUGUGGAAGAUGAAGAGAUACGUAUGAUUAACGAAGGCCCACUGAUCCAGCAGCAGAAGCUGAGGGAGAGACUUGGCCUCCCUGACUCAGGCAUCCGUGAUGAUGACAAUAUGAGUGACGUGUCAGUGCACAAUACUCAAGAAUACUUGGCAAGGCUUGGUAUCGAUACCACCAAGAGCGAGUCGACUAAGGGAUCGCAGGAUCUGGCACAUUCUAUGGAAAGCAUGCAUAUGUUUGAUGACGAAGGUGGGGGAGAGGCAGAUGGCAUGGACAUCAGUAAUCUUAUUUAUGCUAAGCUAAAUGAAGUUACCCCUGAAGAAGAGUCCUCCAUAAUGGAUGGCACCCGGGCAUUUGGUUUUGGCGACGAGAGCCAACCCUCCAUGACAGGCUCAUUAAGUUCCAUUGUCCACAGUGAAGAAGAGCUUCAAGGCUCGUACAACUGGGACUAUUUAUUGGACUGGGGUCCUCAAUACCAACCCCUGGCGCAUGUUUUCUCUGAAAUCGCUCGCCUCAAAGAUGACUCUGCGCCAAAUUACAGUCGAGAGCCAAUGAAAAAGACGCUGAACCCGCAAGUGAAGACAAUUCCGCCACCGCUGCUGACAAGCGUGGCACCACGCUCCAUCGCACCCGUGGCACUCAGUUCAGUGCGCACUAGUCAGCUGACACUUCCUUCCCUGCCUCGCUCCCCCAUUAGCCAUGAGUCUUCCUUCACUUCCCCUGCCAUGUCUCCCUCCUUCAGCCCCUCCCUUUCUCCCCUGGCCACCCGUUCUCCAUCCAUCUCACCCCUAAUGACCCCUGGAAGCGUCAGCCAUGCAACUUCUCCCGCUGCUGCUGCUGCUGCUCAGACUUCAGCCACCUCCACUCCACACCAUGGUCGACCGGUUGGUCAACGGCCAGGGCCAGCGGGACUUAUGGCCGGGGCUUCGUCAGGCUCAGAAACAGAACUCAGGAUAUAGCCGUCACUAUACCCUCUUCUAUACCACCACCACUACCACCAUCACCACCAUCCUCACCAUCCCCACCACCAUAACCACAGCAGCCUGCCCCUGCCCCAGCGCCCUCACUAGGUGGUCGUAUCCCAAGCAGGAGUCACUCCUGCAUUAACACUCAAGACUCUACUCACCUUGUUAGUGGGCAAAUUAAGAAUGUGAUAUAGUUAUUGGUGUGACGUUGCCAAAUGUGCUUAAUCGCAUGGUGCCUUGUGUGAGUAUAUUGUGUAUAUUUGUGAAUAUUUAAGUAUUAGAAUAAAACAAACUGGCAUAGGACGACUGAGAACAGUGGUGCAUUCCUCCAUAUGUUUCUCUCGUGAUGGAAGCUCUUGGAUGAACCUUGCGGCAUUGUUUUACACGGUGAUAGUAUUGGUGCGUGGCAGUGGUUGUGUGCAACAGUGAAUGCUGUUGAUGGUGCCAUAUGUACAGCAUUAAGCACUGUUGAUGGUGCCUAGUGUCCAGCAAUAAGCACUGUUGAUGGUACCUGGUGUGCAGCAAUAAGCACUGUUGAUGGUACCUGGUAUAGAGCAGUGAGCACUGUUGAUAACGAUGGGCAACUGGUGUGUCUGGGCAUUUCACUACCUUACCACACCACUGUUCAGGCUCGAUCUCUGCCUGCCCAUCAGCUCAUUGAUUGGUGCAACAUUAAGCAGUGAAUUAUUCCACUCAGUCGGGUCUCACUAAACCUGGUAAAGUCUAUUAGGAAGAAAAGACGUUAUGUACCAGUCAAGUCAUUUUCCAGAACUGAAAACUGUUUCGGCUCAUACAGAAAAACUGCAGAUUGUUUAUAACCUGUGAAUGAUACACAUUUGUGGUAGUGAGAAGAACGUGCUAGUGUGAUCGCUCAGCCAUCGAGCUAAUGUCGUUGUGGCUGUGCACUCAAAUUUGUCUUCCAGUGAUAACACGGUUUUUUUCAGAUAUAGACACCCAGUGCAGAUAAAUAAUUCAUACUAAGAUAAAAAUUAAGACUUUGUGAGAGUGCCCUAUCGGACAAUGAAAGUCCUGGCUGUAUUACAGUGUAAAAAAUUUCAGCAAAUGUGCCACAUAAGGAAUGCGAUGCCAUGGGACCCGCUCUUACUGGUGCAGUGUGCGCAGUACCAAGGUAGUUACCACACCCACGACCCCAUGAUGGCAGUGUGUGCUCCCUCCUGCCACCUAACCUUCCUCUCACUAUCUGUUGCUUCUCACCUCAUAACUUCCUCCAGGGUAUGCUUCUCCUCGAUACCUCUGGCUAAAACAAAGCAUACAUUCAUCCUCAUCUUCUUUCUCUAAGAAAUUCACACCUAUCUCUGGAAAAUAUAAAAGCCUCUUUCUUCUUGUCCAUGGCAAGAAUUAGCAUUUCGUAGUAUUAUAAGAUGCAGGUAAACUACCACAUUCUACUGUAUACCUGGAAAAAGUUAACUUCAGAGUUAACAAUUAUCUUAUGCAGUUCUCGGUUAUAUAUUCUAAAUGACCUUUGUGAUCUUCCCAUUACAUGUCAUUCUUGAAAUUGAUUACGCUUUGUUUUGGACUACCCUGUACCCAGGCUUAUAUUAAACAUUACCUCGGAAAAACUGCAUCAGUGUGCUGCCAAAUCACAUUCUCUUGCCUACUCCUCUUCCUCUCUGCCAGGAACUCCUUUACCUGUGUUUUGUGCCGCUGGCCAGUGGCUAGCGGGAAUCAUAAGUGUGCCAAAAUAUCCUACGAUAUUUGUUAACAGUUCAAUUGUUAUCUCAUGGACAUAGUGGGCAAUAAUUGUGCCAAAUCUCCUAACCCAGUCUACAGCCCUUAUAACUACACCUACCCUCACCCCCUUUUCCCUACAUCCAGCCCAGUUGACAGACUAUGGCUGCAAUAAAUAUGAACAGGAUCAAGUACACUGGAAGAGCAUGUGUAGCUGAUGCUCAACAUCACACACGCAUAGUCACAGUCCACUGGGCGAUGCAGUGCCAAUGUGUAUGUGUUAUGAUGCUCUGGGCGACACAAUGUCAAUUUCCAAAUGUGUUGCCCAGGAGCUUGGGUGAAAGUGCCAAGCCCCCCCCCUAUCUCUCCC
Cherax quadricarinatus is the source of this 10276-nucleotide messenger RNA. Lineage: Eukaryota; Metazoa; Arthropoda; Malacostraca; Decapoda; Parastacidae. The record is from RefSeq and is a predicted model, not a curated record.